AUGUACAACAUCACUCCAAUUGUCCCAAAACUUACCAAGUACAACGUCGUCGUCGACAUGCCUGUCUCCAUGGAGCUCUCUGAGCAGAAAACCGCACCUCACAAAUCGAACAAACUUGAGCUCAUCGUCUUUGCCGGAUUUGUUGUGCUUGCCGUCGUUACCUUCCUUGAAAUCCAGAAAAUUAUCUGA
Molecule: messenger RNA, 189 nt
Organism: Caenorhabditis elegans
Lineage: Eukaryota; Metazoa; Nematoda; Chromadorea; Rhabditida; Rhabditidae
Gene: F23A7.1
Exons: 1
Coding region: 1-189 (62 amino acids)
Source: RefSeq, marked reviewed